UGCAUCACCAGCAGGGCAGCCCUGAUGACCCUUGUUCUGAGAGCGGAGGUUGUGGAUGAUGUCCUAAAUGUGGUCGUCUGGAUGCUGACACGGACUUCAAAACAUACUCAAUGGUUCCUCCCCACAAGCAUCAUGCAAGCCGUACUCGAAGGCCGUACGCUUACCUCAGGCACUGUCACCUCGCUUCGUAACAACUACAUGCGGUGCAAGGUGGACAGGGUCACGAGGAUACAUCAACGAUGUAGUGUGAUGGUCACUAGUAUCUCAUGAUAAUUGAUGUGCCCCGCAUGAAACUCAUUUACCUGGACUCGCUUCGAGAUCCUGCUCAAGCAUAAGCAAGGAAGAUCGGCAUGACGUGCGUGGCAUUGUACCUUGAAGGGCUGACGUUGCGACGGUCUUGGCUCUCCGGCAACUGCUCCAUUCGACCCAGGUUUUCUACAUUCGAUUUCGAAGAGCCUAAAGUGCCCCAACAGGAUCGGAAAUCAAUGGACUGCGGUGUGUGUGUGGCACAGUGGAUGAUUAGGGACCAUCUGUGGCAGGAUUAUAAUGUUCAGAACGUUAGCAACGCAACGCGUAUGCGCUUGGCGGUAGAUCUGGUGAUGAAGUUGCACAACGACAUGGCUAGGGACAUCGUUGCCAAAGCCGUUGCUCACUGGCAAGUGGAGGCCACGUAGCCAUCGCCUUUGAAAAAGGUUCCGGUCUUAUACUGUGUGCGUACCCUUUUUUGGUGCAUCUCCAACAAGCGUGUGGCCAUUUUGGAACAACAUGGAGCCCCCACGUUAGGUUCAUAUUUGGGUUGCAUACAGCACUUUUGGAGGUCAAAUGACCAAUUUUU
Arachis ipaensis is the source of this 835-nucleotide messenger RNA. The record is from RefSeq and is a predicted model, not a curated record. NCBI's taxonomy places the organism in Eukaryota, Viridiplantae, Streptophyta, Magnoliopsida, Fabales, Fabaceae.